Colletotrichum chrysophilum is the source of this 1890-nucleotide messenger RNA. RefSeq lists its product as uncharacterized. The transcript has a single exon. The record is from RefSeq and is a predicted model, not a curated record. Lineage: Eukaryota; Fungi; Ascomycota; Sordariomycetes; Glomerellales; Glomerellaceae. Bases 1 to 1890 code for a protein of 629 amino acids.
AUGGCUGCACAGCUUUCCAACGGCUCAGCCACGACAGCGAGCGGCCACGGCCGCCUCCCGCUAGCUGAAUUGCCAAAGACAUGGCAUUACACCUCCUCUCUCCCCGCCGACUCUACCUUUCCCACGCCUGCCGGCUCACACAAGACACCCCGCGAUCAAAUCACCCCGCGCCAGGUCCGGGAAGCCGCCUUUACCUGGGUGCGCCCCGAGAAGGCCGAGGAUCCGGAGCUUCUCGCCGUCAGUCCUGCUGCUCUGCGCGACAUUGGCAUUAAGGAAGGGGACGAAGAGACGGAGGAGUUCAAGCAGACUGUUGCCGGUAAUAGGUUACACGGGUGGGACGAAGAGAAGCUGGAGGGAGGAUACCCCUGGGCGCAGUGCUAUGGCGGAUUUCAGUUUGGACAAUGGGCCGGCCAGCUCGGUGACGGACGAGCCAUCUCUCUGUUCGAGACGAGGAACCCGGAAACCAAGGUUCGGUAUGAGCUGCAGCUGAAGGGCGCGGGUAUCACACCGUACUCCCGCUUCGCAGAUGGCAAGGCCGUUCUGCGGUCCAGCAUCCGCGAGUUCAUCGUCUCCGAGGCCCUCAACGCCCUCAAGAUUCCCAGCACGCGCGCCCUAUCCCUGACCCUCCUGCCCAACACCAAGGUCCGUCGCGAGACCAUCGAGCCGGGCGCCAUCGUCCUGCGCUUCGCCCAAUCCUGGAUCCGCCUCGGCAACUUCGACCUCCCCCGCGCCAGAGGUGACCGCGCACUGCUGCGCACCCUCGCAACGUACGCCGCUGAGGAUGUGCUCGGCGGCUGGGAGUCUCUGCCUGCGCGCCUCGAGAACCCGGAAGAGCCGGCCAAGUCUUUGGAACCCGCCCGCGGCGUGCCUGCGACGGAGAUCCAGGGGCCGGACGACUCUGCGGAGAACCGUUUCACCAGGCUGUUCCGUGAGGUCGCGCGGCGCAAUGCGCUGACAGUGGCGAAGUGGCAGGCGUACGGCUUUAUGAAUGGUGUCCUGAACACGGAUAACACAUCCAUCAUGGGUUUGAGCAUCGAUUUUGGACCGUUCGCGUUCAUGGACAACUUCGAUCCCGCGUACACGCCGAACCACGACGACUACAUGUUGAGAUACAGCUACCGCACCCAGCCGACCAUCAUCUGGUGGAACCUCGUGAGAUUCGGCGAAGCGCUGGGUGAGCUCAUCGGGGCUGGAGCCGGUGUUGACGAGGACACUUUCGUCAACCAGGGUGUCGAGGAGAGCCAGGCGGAAGUCCUCGUUGGCCGUGCAGAGAAGCUGAUCAUGCAGGUCGGCGAGGAGUACAAGGCGCUGUUCUUGGCGGAGUACAAGCGCCUUAUGACCCUGCGUGUCGGACUGAAGAACUUCAAGGACAGCGACUUUGACGACUUGUUCAGCGGCAUCCUCGACACGAUGGAGACGCACGAGUUGGACUUUAACCACUUCUUCCGCCGCCUUAGCUACGUCAAGCUUUCCGAGAUAGCGGACGAGGCGGGAAGGAAGGAAGUUGCGGCGCGCUUCUUCCAUGCCGAAGGUGUCACCGACAAGGGUCGUGCUGACGUCGCCUCGUGGCUGGACAAGUGGCGCGCUCGUGUCGUCGAGGAUUGGGGCGAGGAAAAGGACGACGAGAGGGUGGCGGCCAUGAAGGCUGUCAACCCCAACUUCAUCCCCCGCGGCUGGGUCCUCGAUGAAAUCAUCAAGAGAGUUGAGAAGGAGGACGAGAGAGAUGUGCUGAAGAGGGUCAUGCACAUGGCUCUGAACCCAUUUGCGGACAGCUGGGACGGGGCAGAAUUUGAUGGAAAGGUAUACAAGGGGGACAAGCAAGAGGAGGAACGCUGGGUUGGGGAUGUGCCCAAGUUGAAGAGAGCUAUUCAGUGUAGCUGUAGCUCUUAG